GCUCACAGCUUUUGUGGUGAAGAUUUUGUCCCUGGCUCGGAUCUACCAGGACGUGGAAAAUGCGGGGAUCCGGGGAUCGGUGCAGUGGAUUCUGGAACAGCAACAGAGCGAUGGUUCUUUCACCGACUCUCGCCCUGUCUACCACCGAGAGAUGCAGGGCUGUUUGGGUGGCCUCCGUGGCGGAGUCUCGUUGACAGCCUUUGUCACCAUCGCCCUGAAGCAAGCUUUGCCUUUGUAUGAAGUCAAAGAGGAGGACGAUGAGGCAGAAAGGCAGAAACAGGAGCAGCUGAGCCGACUGAAAAAUAGCUUGGAACGUGCAACGGCGUAUCUUGCCACAUCCCUGAGCGGUCAGUCCCUGGGGCCCUACCCCAUGGCCAUCAGCAGCUACGGCCUCGCAUUAGCUUCUCAGGACAAAUCCGCCAUUGCUCUCGCUGGCAGCCGCCUGAUGCAACUUUCCUUGGAAGACACAAACAGCACUAUGAUAUUCUGGUUAGCCGGUGAGGACCAGCGUACAAAGGUGCCUUCAGCUAUCUCAGUGGAGGCCACAAGCUAUGCCCUUCUCUACUUAUUGAAGCAAAAUAAUGCUGCAGUAGCUGCCAAGGUGUCUCGGUGGCUGACCGAGCAGAGGAACUACGGAGGAGGAUUCAGAUCAACACAGGACACAGUGGUGGCUUUGGAAGCCCUUUCCUCCUACUGGAUCAGCACUUUCAAAGAGGAAGGGAAUGAGCUCACCGUCUCUCUUACGGUCCCGGGAAGACACUUGCCUACUCAGAUUUCCUUUGGAAGAUCCAACGACCCGAUCCAGGAAGAGCUUCAGUUUUCUUUGGGAAAAGACAUUGACGUAAAAGUGGAAGGGAAAGGGAAAGGAACUCUGACUCUGAAGUGGAAGAUUACUAUUAUGAAUAUGAAGACGAUCUUCCGCCCACGUCACCACCUGCUAGCAAGCCGUUGUCACGGAUUGAGUUAUUUGAUGCCCGUCAGCGCCGAAAGAGGGAGACCAAAGACACCGAACAGUCAAGACACGACGUCACCUACGAAGUCUGCUUCUGUUGCAAGAGGUCCCUGACCAAUACAUCAACCACUGGGAGACUCAAGGACAACGGCUGCUCCUGUAUUUUGACCAGGCACCACAAACCGGCCGUGAGUGUAUCGCUUUCAGGGCUAAACAGGUAGUAUCUGUAGGAAAACUACAACCAGCCAGCGCCACCGUCUAUGACUUCUACGAACCCCAUCAACGUUGCAGCAUCUUCUACGGUGCUCCCAAUAAGCCACAAUAUGUGUCCGCAUUGUGCUCAGAGGAUGUCUGUCAGUGUGCUGAAGGUGCCUGCCCACGUUUGAAGCGAACGCUGGAGGAUGCCAUCACAGAAGAGAACCGGAUGAACUUUGCCUGUUACAGUCCCCGUGUGCAUUACGCGUUCCUGGUUCGAGUGGAGCGCGAGAGCCGAGAAAGCGCCUUCCGGGUCUAUGACGUUAAAAUCAAGGCGCCCCUGCAAUUCACUACGGACUCCAGAAUUGAAAUUGGCCAGAUCCGUCGCUUUGUAGUUCGGGAAGCUUGCAAGACCCGCUUGGCUGCAGGCAAAGAAUACUUGUUGAUGGGACGUGACGGGGAAACUCGUGAUUCAGAUAACCGCCCCCAGUACCUGCUGGAUAAGAAUUCCUGGAUAGAAGAGCUACCGGAUCUUCGGCGUUGUAAAGCCACCCAGUAUCGCAACACUUGCAGUCACCUUGAGUCUUUCACCACCUCCUUUGUCAUAAAUGGCUGCCGCAUCUGAGCCAAAUAACCCCCUUGGGCCUUUGACUAACCUGAUGCACCAGGAACUGCAGCUUUUUUAUGGAAUACCCCCUGGCUGAAAACCUCCUCUUGAACACUGUGUUGUGAUGUCACUUAACACUUUGUGAUUAGAGGAUCUGAAGA
Messenger RNA from Thamnophis sirtalis, 1915 nucleotides. Lineage: Eukaryota; Metazoa; Chordata; Lepidosauria; Squamata; Natricidae. The record is from RefSeq and is a predicted model, not a curated record.